GCGAGGCAGUAAAGCAAGCGCACACAGACACAGCUAGCGUUUCCAACUCGGUUCGGUCAGUAUUGUCAGUGCGACCAAGAGCUGACAACCAGCAAGUAUUCCCUUCGAUAUUUCAGUCAAUUUAAAUAUAUCUUUGAUGAACAGAAAACGAAUUUAAUCGCGCGUCGGAACUAUCAUUCUGCCAUUUACAAAGACUAAAGAAUAGUUUCAAAACCAGUUUUAUUCUCGCUAUGUAGAUGUCUCGGUUGGAGUACUAGGAACGGGAGCACGCUGAUCUGUGAUCCAAGAUGAGUGGGACCAACGCGGCUUCUGGAGCGGCGCCUUGCCGUUUUGCUCACUACUUUGUGAUAUGCGGAAUAGACACCGAAACUGGGCUGGAACCGGACGAAUUAGCCGCUUUGUACCAAUGGCUAGAGGCUGACCGCCAAGGCAGGGACCCCGAUACAGCAGCCACAGGGGAGAACUUUGAGCAGAGCCCCCUGAAGAGGACGUUCAAGUCUAAAGUCCUGGCCCACUACCCUGAGAACGUGGAGUGGAACCCCUUCGACCAGGAUGCUGUCAACAUGCUCUGUAUGCCCAAAGGCCUGUCGUUCAGGACACAGGCAGACAGCCGCGAGCCCCAGUUCCACUCCUUCCUGAUCACGCGGGAGGACGGCUCUCGCACUUACGGCUUCGUCCACACCUUCUACGAGGAGGUGACAUCGCCUCAGAUCUGCUCGGCCAUGCAGACCCUCUACCAGAUGCACCAGGCCGAGAACCCUUCCUCCGCCACCCCCUCCUCCUCUUCCUCCUCUUCCUCCAGUAUGGACUCUCUGGCUAGCAGCCUCGACGAAGCAGAUUCCCCGUCUUCAUCCUCGUGCCGGUCGGCGGCGUGCGGCGGCUACGACGCGUCGCGUGACACGCUCUAUGUCUCCAAGGCGUUGUGUCUGAUCACGCCCAUGCCCUUCAUGCACGCCUGCCGCCGUUUCCUGUCCCAGGUGCACCGGGCCGUCACGGCCUCCUUGCCUCCACCCCUCCCCCUGGAGAGCUACGUGCACAACAUCCUGUACGAGGUGCCCCUGCCCCCUCCGGGGCGCUCGCUGAAGUUCCACGGGGUGUACGAGCCCAUUGUGUGUCAGCGUCCUGGGCCCGGGGAGCUGCCUCUGGCUGACUUCCCUCUGGGCCAGACCUUCCCUCUGCUGGGGGUAGAGAACCUGGUGCAGCUGUUCAACUGUACCCUGCUGGAGAUGCAGAUUCUGCUCUACUCACAGGACUACCAGCGGUUGAUGACAGUUGCGGAGGGUAUCACCACCCUGCUCUUCCCGUUCCAGUGGCAGCAUGUCUACGUGCCCAUCCUACCCGCGUCACUGCUGCACUUCCUGGAUGCCCCCGUGCCCUACCUCAUGGGCCUGCAGUCCAAGGAGGGCACCGAUCGCUCCAAACUAGAGCUGCCACAGGAGGCUAACCUCUGCUUUGUGGACAUUGACAACCACUGUAUCGAGCUGCCUGAAGACUUCCCCCAGUUCCCUAACAAACCAGAGUUAAUCCAGGAGCUCAGCGAAGUCCUCCUCCGCUACGGCAUAUCCCCAGUGGGGGGCGCUCCUCCAACCUCUGUCCCCACCUCCACCACCACCCUUGGGUCUGUCUCUGUCUCUACCCGUCACACUGGUCUGAAGAGCCAACAGGCCCUGAGGGAGCUAGAGGACGAUGGGAGGAAUGGGAACCUAGGAGGGGAACAGUUAGCUGUGUUGGAGCUUCUCCAAGGGAACGCUACUCUGGAAAGACUCCAGGCUCUGGCUAAGAGAACGGGGGUCCGCGUGGAAGCCCUGAGGGGGGUAGGGGGUGAGGGAGAGGCUCAGGGGGGGAGGACAGCAGUCGAUGAGGAGGAGCUGAGGAACGCUAAGCUGAAUGUACAGCUGAGGGAGGUGUUCGCUAGCAGGUUUACCAUGAUGUUCGCAGACUAUGAGGCCUUCGUCAUCCAGAGCGCUCCAGACCUGGAGUCCUGGCUCACCAACCGAGAGCAGAUGCACAACUUUGAUAAGGCAUCCUUCCUGUCUGACCAGCCGGAGCCCUACCUGCCCUUCCUGUCCCACUUCAUCGAGACCCAGAUGUUCGCCACCUUCAUCGACAACAAGAUCAUGUCCCAAUGGGAGGAGAAGGAGCCGCUGCUCCGCGUGUUCGACGGACGCAUCGAUAAAGCUCGUCUAUACAAUGUUAGAGCCCCAAGUCUGCGAUCCUCCAACUACCAGAGAUGCACCAUCCUCAAGGAGUCAGCCCAGGCCAUCGAACAGCGGCUGCUGAAGAUCGACCACACAGCCAUCCACCCCCACCUGUUGGAUAUGAAGAUUGGACAGGGCAAAUAUGAACAAGGCUUCUUCCCCAAACUGCAGUCUGAUGUGCUCUCAGUCGGACCCACCAAUAACAACAGGUGGUCCAAUCGUACCGCUACGGCUCAGCGCAGGAAAGACCGUCACAGACAACAAACAGAACACUUGACUCUAGAUAACGACCUCAAAGAGAAGUACAUGCAGGAGGCUCGGAGCCUGGGGAAGAACCUCCGUCAGCCCAAGCUGUCUGACCUCUCACCUGCCGUCAUCGCUCAGACCAACUGGAAGUUUGUAGAGGGACUACUCAAGGAGUGUCGCAUGAAGACUAAGCGUAUGUUGGUGGAGAAGAUGGGCAGGGAGGCGGUGGAGCUGGGUCAUGGGGAGGCAAACAUCACAGGUCUGGAGGAGAACACUCUCAUCGCCUCCCUCUGUGACCUGCUAGAGAGGAUCUGGAGCCAUGGCCUGCAGGUCAAACAGGGGAAGUCAGCUCUGUGGUCCCACCUUCUGCACUACCAGGCCAGAGAGGAGACACUGGAGCAGCAGCAGGCAGAGUCACCAGUGUCAAAUGGUCCAGAGAGACGAAAGUCUGAGUCGUCAUUAGGGAUGCCAUCGCUGCGAGAGUCCGUCAUACAGGAUAUGAGGCACAUCCAGAGUAUGGGGGAGAUAAAGACGGAUGUGGGCAGAGCGAGGGCCUGGAUCCGUCUUUCUCUGGAGAAGAAGCUGCUCUCACAACACCUCAAACGGUUGCUGUCCCGCCAAGCCUUAACCAAGAAGUUGUAUAAGCGCUACGCCUUCCUGCGCUGUGAGGAGGAGAAGGAGCAGUUCCUGUUUCACCUGCUCUCCCUCAACACUGUCGACUACUUUUGUUUCACCAGUGUCUUCACCACCAUCAUGAUCCCGUACCGCGCCGUCAUCAUCCCAAUCAAGAAGCUGAGCAACGCCAUGACGACCUCCAACCCGUGGGUGUGUGUGUCGGGUGAGCUGGGCGACUCGGGCGUCAGGCAGAUCACCAAGAACGUCCUGGAGAUAACCUUCGAUUCUGCUUUCAGGCCACACACUCACAUCGACGCCAUGUUCAAGUGUCAGAACCUGGGUAAGCUGACUACAGUCCAGUUGGGUCAUGAUAACUCUGGGCUGCUGGCUAAAUGGUUGGUGGACUGUGUCAUGGUCCGCAACGAGAUCACAGGACACACCUACAAGUUCCCGUGUGGGCGGUGGCUUGGCAAAGGCGUGGACGACGGCAGUCUGGAGCGUGUUCUGAUUGGUGAGCUGGCAUCGCCCAACGCCGAUGAGGAUUGUGGGAGAGGGUGUCGCACGCCUGACAUGCAGCAUUCGCCGGGUCAGACCAGACGCGCCAGCAUCACCUCGAUGGGAGGACGCGGAUACAAGCCCACCUCCGCUCAAAUCCAGGAGGCCAUUGGCGAGGCAGUGAACAGCAUCUGCAAACACUUCCACAAGCCUGAGAAAGAGAGGGGCAGUCUGACCAUCCUGCUGUGUGGUGAGGUCGGUCUGGUCGGGGCUCUGGAGCUGUUCUUCCACAACGGCUUCAAGUCCGCCCGCCUCUUCCAGAAGACUGUCUUUGUCUGGGACUUUGUGGAGAAGGCGGUGGCUUACAUGGAGUCAGCAGACCAGAUGGGGGACAUGCAGGAGACUGCUGAGCCCCUGGGCCUGACCUGUGUCUCUCUCUGUCACUAUGUCAGUGCCAUCAACUCCUCGCCCAGGAACAUUGGCAAGGAUGGCAAGUUCCAGCUGCUUGUCUGCCUGGGGGCCAGAGAUCGUCUGCUGAUUCAGUGGCUCCCUCUGUUGGUGGAGUGUCCAGUGAUCCAGCGGAUGUAUGAGGAGUCUGCUCUGCUGCGGGACCGGACCACGGUCAACGAUCUCAUUGCUGUCCUGCAGACUCUCCACGACUUCCCCAUCACCCUGGAGGCCUCGCUCGUCAAGGGCAUUGACCUUUAACCCCUACCGCACAGCCUGCUGGGAAACCACCCAGUCCAGGACCACAUUACCCACAAACCCUUGCUCUGUUCCCUUUUGCCCUUUCACUGUCCCUGUCGUCGUCGAGGCCUGCUUCAGCUGAUUCACUCUGGGAAAAGUCUUAUAGGGAGGGAAGUAAAGAUUGAGGACUUUAGAAAGAGACCAGAGACGGUUCGCUACCAAAGCAAUCGAUUCCACUGCUUCAGAACAGAAGUUUGGGCUUUGAAUCAUUGAUGAGUGAUGAUGCAGUAUUAUUAUUACAUAGCUUGUGGUUUUGAAAAUAUCCUUUUUGAUAUUUAAUAAGAAGGGACUGUUUUUAAAGAAAACCCAUGGAUGUUUCCCUAUGUGCUCUGUGUGUAGCCCACUGUAGGUAGCUUUUCAAUGGACACUUUUUGCCUGUGUGAUGGAGAUCCUAUCUUUGCCUGUCUGCCAUCUCUCUGUCUGCUGGAUCCUGCUCCAACUUCAGCUAGCGUUACCAUUAGCAAGCAUGCCUGUGGGUCAUAGUAGGCCAGGAAUAAGGAAACCAAAAACAGAAAGUGACUGUUUGCCCCUGCUGCCUCUCCAUAGUCUCUGCACUGGGAAUAUAAAUUGGUGAAACUUCAUCAGUUGGGUGAAGAUGACUACCAUGGAAAGAAAAACUGGACUCUUGUGUGCAAUGCAGCUUUUUGAUUGGAUGUUGGCUCAUUCUAGAUACACCUACUGUGUUGGACUGGAUCUUUGUUCUGCUUUGUGAUUGGCUAGCAGAUCUUGGCGGACACAAACACUGCGCUGAAUUGGAGAGGUCUUUCCUAGGAGGCAGGGGCUUUUCUAGGGUUGCAUGGACAUUCCAAACAAAUUACAGGCAUUGACCUGACCCUAUUUCAAACUGUGUGUGUCUAUGUACAGAGUGUACAAAACAUUAAGAACACCUUCCUAAUAUUGCAAUUCGGGGCACCUCCCCCUUGCCCUCAGAACAGCUUCAAUUCGUCAUGGCAUGGACUCUACAAGGA
This is a messenger RNA of Oncorhynchus tshawytscha (Chinook salmon), 5269 nucleotides long. Its product is annotated as DENN domain-containing protein 5B-like. The record is from RefSeq and is a predicted model, not a curated record. Gene Ontology annotation, molecular function: guanyl-nucleotide exchange factor activity; small GTPase binding. The coding region runs from base 288 to 4262 and encodes 1324 amino acids. The transcript is spliced from 22 exons. Lineage: Eukaryota; Metazoa; Chordata; Actinopteri; Salmoniformes; Salmonidae.